AGAAUGAAUGCAUGACAGGAAUUCACUUCGUUUUCAUGGUGACUUUCUGUUUACAAUCAGCCUUCUAGCUGUUUUUAGUAGCCAGUUGUUGUUUUAUGAGCGUAACAUUUACUGUCCAUGAUUAUAAGCAAUACCGAGGACUUUAUUGCGAGGUUGAGUCCAGAUGUCAUCGGACUUCACUCCCCGAAUGACACAUUACCAACACAAACACCUGAAACUCCUUGUGCCGAUCGGCUGCUGAGAUUCAACAGUCUGACACUGGAUGAGCUGAGUGAGGAGCUUGAGAGACGCACCAAGGAGACAAAGCGACUACAAGAAGAGGUGGAAUGUGCAACCAGGGUCGCCUUCCAGAGGCUCAGGGGCGCUUGCAGCAACGGAUCACCUGGAGAAAGCUGGCACAACUACCGUUUCACUGUUAGGUUGAAGGAUUCGAGGAAACACGUUGAUCAGAUGGAAAAGAUGCUGUGCUUGUUACAAGAGGUUCAGAACAUCAAAAUGUCUUCGGACCAGAAACUGCAGGAGACCGAGGAUGAGGCAUUGGAUCUUCACGGGAAAGUAGAAACACUGGAACGGACUAUGAGGGAGGUGUGCCAUGCGCUGCCAGAGAAACAAUGUGGGCACAGCUCCAUCUGCAAUAAAGAUCCAAAUAAGCAAACGCUGCGGUCUCUGGCUUAUGUGAAUGAAGUUCUCCGCCGUGACACUGAAAAGCUUCAGGAGAAAGGGUUUUCAUCAAAAAGAAAACCGAGGAGUGAAGAAUAUAAUGGAAUCAAUAAGCAAGAAAGUAUGGAAGAGCUGAUUACAAGUCUCGGCCAGGAGAUGGCGCUGUUGACUAACGAACUGAGCUCAUCAAAAGACCACAGCAUCAGAUUGUGUGACAAGUUGGAGCUGCUUAAAAAACUGGCAGAGAGACGGGCAUCAGUGCACCGGUGUCAGAUCAGUGAACUUGAGUCAACCCUCUCCAGCUACAGAGAUAAGGUUUGUGGUUUGGAGCAGCAGCUCCGUGAAGCUCGGCUGCUGAAGGUGUGCAACACCCAGAAAGAGAGAGCACAAUCACAACAACAUGCAAAGGAGCUUCAGUCACAGCUGGGACAACUGGAGAGGUGCUGUGAACAACAGCAGUUUGAGCUCCAGGGGAAUGCAGAGGUCCUGAGAAGGCAGCUGGACAUAGUCAGAGAGCAGCUUUGCAAAGCUGAAGUGGAGAAAGUCUGCCUGCAGGCUCGACUGGAGCACAAGGCACGGGAGGGGAGCAAAUCCCUGGAGCUGCUGCAAGAAAAGGAUGAGGAACUUCAAAUCAGUCAAGACCAAAUUCAGAAGCAUCUCACCAGGUUAGAGGAGGCUCAUAGUCAGUGCCAGAGUUUGCAGACUGAACGAGAAACUCUGAGGCUGAAGCUGAAUGACAGAGAGAAGAUGAUAGAGACUCUGAGGCUGCAGAUGGAGAGCAGCGUGACACUUGACAGCCUUCAACAAGAAAACAGCCUGCUCAUCAUCCAGCUAAACCAAAACAAGCUGGAGAUUCAGCAGCUCAAGGCCGACUUGGUCCAGCACAAGUCAGACUUGGCCGCCGUUGAACGUGAGAAAGGACAUUUGCAGACCUCUGGAACUGAGCAGAGUCGGCAAAUCCAAGAAGAAACUCUGAAGAAGCAGAAAGUUACAAGGCAGCUGGAGCUGCAGCGAAUGCAGCUGCUCACACUUACCAAGGAGCACAAGGAGCUGCAACAGCUCCACAGCUGCAGGAACGAUGAGCAUGAGGGUGUGGUGCUGAAGCUGCAGGAGCAGCUAAGGAGCGCCCAGGAGGAGCUGGAAAAGAUCAGGCGCGCCACCAGGACCCUCAGAGGAGUGGAUGGACACGGCUUCCAAAUGGCCGUGGAAAUGCAGAAGGAGAUCACUGCCCGAAGAGAACAGGUGGACUCUCUGCAGAGCAGAAUUAAACAUCUGGAAGAGAGAACGGAGAAGCUACAACAGGAGAAGCGCCAGCAGAACCUGGAGACCCAACGGCAGCUCCAGGAGUUUGCACUCAUCAGGGAGGAGAAGAGACAACUUACUAGUGAGUUGAAAGUCCUCCGUUCCAAGGACCAGCAGCUGAGGGAGCGAAUCAGUGAGCUGGAGGCCAUCCUUCAUAAGAUGUCAGAAAGGUUUGCAGGCUGUCAGGACUUCAUUCAGACGAGGGAGCAGGAGUAUUUUCGUCUCAAACUCCAACAUGCUCUGGACUUGAAGGAGCUCAAAGGUCAGCCUGUGUGCGCGGCUCUGCCUGCGGCUCCACCUGAUGUGGACUCGUGGAUCCCGUCUGCGAAAGACGCUGCUCCACCCUCUUCCCGGCGCGGCUCCAACACCCACAUCAAGUGGAAGAAGCAGAGGGAGAGAUCCGCCGGCGAGCUGACGUCCCUCGUGGCAGAGCUGCGAGGAGUGCUGUCAGAGAGACCACACACCGACCAGAGCCCCCCCGGCAGCCGUUCCCACAGGAGGAGGUCUGCUCCGGAGAGAGAGCGCACCACCACCCCCAGUGCUCACACCGAUGAAGACGUACUAGCUGCCUCCAGAUUGAGGAGAAGGACAUGUGGCAGCUCGCCGCGGUUUCUGAAGACGGCUGAGGCGAACCGGAAAACCACCGGCGCUGAGAGCCUCGGUAUAUGGAGCUUGGCGACGGCGGUGCAGCACCCCUACAGCUUCCUACAGCUACCAGGUCGCAAGUCCCCCGUCCACGCCCUCCUGACCUCUGACCCUGACUCCUGACACCAUGACGCCACAGUCCUGAGCCCGGUCCUGUAAUUCACAGCUGUUUCCACAGAUCGAGUGGAUUUCUCUUCAAUAUUCUGUUCCGGGCCAGUGUCCACUUCAAAGGCUGAAGAAAACAUAUCGUGACUCUCAUCUUCAAGGAAAAGCUGGAUAAAUCAUUUCCAUCAAAAUCUCUUCUUAUUUAUUGGUCAAUAAAAGCUUUACAACGCUAUCAAGUGU
This is a messenger RNA of Cololabis saira (Pacific saury), 2952 nucleotides long. Its product is annotated as coiled-coil domain-containing protein 158-like. The record is from RefSeq and is a predicted model, not a curated record. Lineage: Eukaryota; Metazoa; Chordata; Actinopteri; Beloniformes; Belonidae. The transcript is spliced from 21 exons. The coding region runs from base 118 to 2730 and encodes 870 amino acids.